Molecule: messenger RNA, 2117 nt
Organism: Oryza sativa Japonica Group (Japanese rice)
Lineage: Eukaryota; Viridiplantae; Streptophyta; Magnoliopsida; Poales; Poaceae
Product: 3-ketoacyl-CoA synthase 6
Biological process (GO): fatty acid biosynthetic process
Cellular component (GO): membrane
Molecular function (GO): acyltransferase activity, transferring groups other than amino-acyl groups
Source: RefSeq, a predicted model, not a curated record
CCCCCACGCUGCCCCCAACCAACGUGCGUUAAAUUCGUUGCCCGCCUCGCUUUAAAUUCUCUCCACUCUUCUUUCCCUCCACGACUCACCGAUCGAGUGCACCACACUCCACACUCCCCACUUGCUGAUCGGAGCCAUUGCCGCCGCCGCCGCCUCCACCGGCAGAAUGAGCUCGUCGUCGUCGUCGGCGCAGCUGAAGCGGCUGAAGCCGCUGUACCAGCAUGUGGUGAACAAUUUCCUCGUGGUGAUGGCCGCGCCGCUGGCCGUGGCGGCGAUCGUCAACGCGGCGCGGGUCGGGCCGGACGAGCUGCUCCGGAUGGUGCGCGCGCUGCGGCCGGUGCACGUCUUCCUGGCAGCGUUCGUGCCGGCGGCGGCCGCGACGCUGUACCUCAUGCUGCGGCCGCGCCCCGUGUACCUCGUCGACUACGCGUGCUUCCGCACCAAGCCCAACUGCCGCGUCCCGUUCGCCACGUUCCUCGAGCACGCCAAGCUGGUGACGUACGUGGAGGGCGCGUCCAUCGACGAGCGCAGCGUGCGGUUCAUGACGCGGCUGCUCGAGCGGUCGGGGCUCGGGGAGGAGACGUGCCUGCCGCCGGCGCACCACUUCAUCCCGCCGUACCGGAACCUGGAGGCGUCGCGCGCCGAAGUGGAGGUCGUCAUCUUCAACGCCAUCGACGACCUGCUCGCCAAGACGGGCAUCAGCCCCGCCGCGAUCGACAUCCUCGUCGUCAACUGCAGCCUCUUCGCGCCCAUCCCCUCCUUCACCGACAUGAUCAUCAACAACUACAAGAUGCGCAGCGACAUCCGCAACGUGCACCUCUCCGGGAUGGGCUGCAGCGCGGGCCUCAUCUCCGUCGGCCUCGCCCGCAACUUCCUGCAGGUGGCGCCGCACGGCGCGCACGCGCUGGUCGUGUCGACGGAGACCAUCACGCCAAACUACUACGUCGGCAAGGAGCGCGCGAUGCUCCUGCCCAACUGCCUCUUCCGGAUGGGCGGCGCCGCCGUGCUGCUGUCCACGUCGCGCGCCAAGGCACGGUUCCGCCUCUCCCGCGUCGUGCGGACGCUGACCGGCGCCCAGGACAGCGCGUACCGGUGCGUGUUCCAGGAGGAGGACGGCGAGGGACACCGGGGCAUCAACCUCUCCAAGGACCUCAUGACCAUCGCCGGCGACUCGCUCAAGGCGAACAUCACCGCCAUCGGGCCCCUCGUCCUGCCGGCGUCGGAGCAGCUCCUGUUCGCGCUGUCCUUCAUCGCGCGGCGGGUGCUGAACCGGCGGGUGAAGCCGUACCUCCCGGACUUCCGCAUGGCGUUCGAGCACUUCUGCAUCCACGCCGGCGGCCGCGCGGUGAUCGACGAGCUGCAGCGCAGCCUGGGGCUCUCCGACGAGCACGUGGAGGCGUCGCGGAUGGCGCUGCACCGGUUCGGCAACACGUCGAGCAGCUCGGUGUGGUACGAGCUGGCCUACAUCGAGGCCAAGGGCCGCAUGCGCCCCGGCGACCGCGUGUGGAUGAUCGGGUUCGGCUCCGGCUUCAAGUGCAACAGCGCCGCGUGGGAGUGCAUCUCGCCGGCGCGCAACGCCGACGGGCCAUGGGCCGACAGCAUCUGCCGGUACCCCGUCGACAUCCCGGAGGUGCUCAAGCACUAGCUGCGCGACGUCGUACGCCGACGAGGUGACAGUGUGCGUCUGCGUCUGCGCGCGCGCGGUGACACGUACGUACGUACUCCGCCCGACCGUGGCGCGUAACCGGAAAAAGGCAGCGAGCGACCGUGGCCGCGGCCGCGAUAAAUGCGGAGGCUGACGGGGUGCAUGUGCGCGCGUACGAGCGGUUAAAUCCCAUCAAAUUUAUACACGUACGUACGUAUAGGCCGUGGUCCUCUCUCUCUCUCUCGUUCAGUGUAAUAACCUUUUGCUGUUCUUCUUCUUCCUCCUCUCUCUCUUUCCCUUUUGAGAUCUGGGCUAUUGAUCUAUCUCUCCCCCCCCCCCCCCCCCCACUUAUCUCCCUCUCUUUCUCGCGCCAUUGAUAAGAAAAAAUAGAAAUGUACUACUGCGGGUUUGGUCAAUUUGUCAAUCAAUACUAUGUACCAGCUGAUAAUAAAACGAUAUUUAUAUCAUUCAA